Spea bombifrons (plains spadefoot toad) is the source of this 2236-nucleotide messenger RNA. It is a transcript of the gene IKZF5, whose product is annotated as IKAROS family zinc finger 5. Lineage: Eukaryota; Metazoa; Chordata; Amphibia; Anura; Pelobatidae. The record is from RefSeq and is a predicted model, not a curated record. Gene Ontology annotation, biological process: regulation of transcription by RNA polymerase II. The transcript has 4 exons. Gene Ontology annotation, molecular function: DNA-binding transcription factor activity, RNA polymerase II-specific; RNA polymerase II cis-regulatory region sequence-specific DNA binding. The coding region runs from base 100 to 1590 and encodes 496 amino acids.
AAGCGCCUCAACUGUAAACGUACUACAAUUCCCAGCGUGCAUUGCGGAUUAUGGUGCCAUGACGGAGAGGUGUGAACAUAGAGAGGCGUUCCUAGGCGCAUGCGCUCUAUGUUUUGCGAAGGCCCCCCUCAACAGCGGCAGUCGGUGUUAUCGGUUAGCGGUCAUUACGAAUACCCCUUGGCAAGCUGGGGACGGCAUGCGGUUCUACGCUGUGAGGAGCUCCCGGUAACGGCAGGGAGCACUCUGGAAACAACAAGACUGAAUAUGGGCGAAAAGAAGCCAGAACCGCUGGACUUUGUUAAGGAUUUCCAGGAAUACCUCACGCAACAAACACACCACGUCAAUAUGAUCUCUGGGUCCGUAAGCGGCGACAAAGAGGGCGACACGAUGCCAGGAGGGCCACAAAACCACGAUGUGCUCACCGCUAACUCUCCGUGCCUUGCUCUACCGGCAGCUGGGACAGACAGCGAUCAGAAUGGGCUGGACCACCCUUCUGUGGAGGUGUCUCUGGAUGAGAGCGCUGGAAUGCUGGUGGAUGGCUUUGAGAGGACUUAUGAUGGGAAACUAAAAUGUCGUUACUGUAACUAUGCUAGCAAAGGCACUGCUCGUCUUAUAGAACACAUUCGCAUACACACAGGUGAAAAGCCGCACCGUUGUCACUUGUGCCCAUUUGCAUCUGCAUAUGAACGACACUUAGAGGCUCACAUGCGAUCUCACACUGGGGAAAAGCCAUAUAAGUGUGAGUUAUGUUCCUUCCGCUGCAGUGAUCGAAGCAACUUGUCCCAUCACCGUCGACGCAAGCAUAAGAUGUUACCCAUCAAAGGUACUCGUCCCUCUCUUGGGAAUAAGAAAAUGUGGGGUGUCCUUCAGAAGAAAGUGAGCAGCCUGGGCUAUACCCGCAGGACUCUGAUUAACCUUAACCCGCCGUCCUUGGUGGUGCACAAGCCUGACUAUUUGAGUGACUUUUCCCAUGAAAUACCCAGCAUCAACGCCAAUGAAGCAUAUGAAAACCUAGCAAAGGCAUCUCAUGGAGUAGGGCUGUCACGAGAUCCCCAAGAGCUCUUGGUGGACAACCCAUUAAACCAGUUGUCUACUUUAGCUGGGCAACUCUCCAGCCUUCCACCAGACACCCAAAAUCCCGCCUCUCCUGACACAGGACCCUGUACUGAUGAAAAGCCCUUUAUGAUCCAGCAGCCUCCUCCUCCAUUCUGUGCUUCUGCUGCAGCCGUCUCUACCAGCGUGGCACAAAGCUCCUCUCCAGCCAGCCCCGAGGUGCGGCCUUCCCACAACCACAGAAACUGUAGCCCCAUGGCUGGGCCAAGCAGCGAACGCAGCGGGCGAACCAGCACUCCUAGCAUCAGCAACAGUCAGCCUAGCACUCCUGCCCCAGCCCUGCCUGUACAGGACCCUCAGCUCCUGCACCACUGCCAGCAUUGUGACAUGUACUUUGCAGAUAACAUACUGUACACCAUCCACAUGGGCUGCCACGGCUUUGAAAACCCCUUCCAAUGCAACAUAUGCGGCUGCAAGUGUAAAAACAAAUAUGACUUUGCCUGCCACUUUGCACGAGGUCAACACAGCCAACACUGACUUUAUACGAGCUGUGGCCUGUUUUUAAUUUUAAACCCGACCUCUGAAGACAGUCUGCUACGGCGUCAGCCGUCUGAGGUUUGUAUAUGAUGUAAAUAUAAUCUGUGCUCCUCGUGUGCCUGGACGGUGCGUGAGAACGCGUAAAUCAAAAGUGUUUUAAAAUGGAGAUGGCAAAAAACGUAUUACAAGCUUUCCACGUUUUGCUGCCAAGACCCGCUUCCGUAUGUUUUCAUGAAGAAACGCAUAUGAUGUUGGCAGUUGCCACCAUGAGGCAUAUGUCAAUUAGUAAUCUUCCCAUCUGUCUGCUGUGCAGGUGGGGGCUCCGCUGUAUAUCCACCGAUUGACUGAUGUGGUCAUUCAUUUUGCAGGAAAACAAUGUUUCUCAAAAUUUGUAUGUAUUUGGUUGUGAUGCCUUUUACUGAAUCUUAUUCCUAUAAGACAGCUUUUAAAGAAGUGAUGCAAACGAUGCUUGCCACCAUUCUGUGUUUUGUUAUUUGUUUUCUUUUCAAUAUGUUCCCUCACGGUUGUUACGUAUAUAUAUAUCUCUGUGAUACAUUCACAGCAUGUUGCGUGUUUCCCCAAAGAUUUAAACUGCUUCAUAAUCCAUCACUGCAUAAAAUAAACCUGAUUGUCUAUUCACACCUUA